Messenger RNA from Beta vulgaris subsp. vulgaris (sugar beet), 1587 nucleotides. RefSeq names its product transcription factor MYBS1. Lineage: Eukaryota; Viridiplantae; Streptophyta; Magnoliopsida; Caryophyllales; Amaranthaceae. The transcript has 2 exons. Gene Ontology annotation, molecular function: DNA binding. Bases 244 to 1206 code for a protein of 320 amino acids. The record is from RefSeq and is a predicted model, not a curated record.
UCCCUCUCUUAUUGAAAAGGUCCCCCCAUCUUCUUGAUAUAGUUUGAUACCCACCUCACUUUCUUAUCCUGUUUUUUUGUUAGCAUGAUUUCAUUCCAACUACCACUACUACUAGUCUUACUACCAUAUGUAUGCACCAUUCCCCUGCCUUUUCUUCCAUUAUAAUUGCCCUCAUUCUCAUAAUUCCCUCACUCGAAACCUGUUACGCCUACACAAUUAAAAAGAAGGCUGCAACAAACAACGAUGCCUAAUCUAGCAUUGUGGACGAGGGAGGAAGAGAAAGCCUUUGAGAACGCGAUUGCAAUACAUUCGAUUGAGAAAUCGAACAACGAGGAUUGGGAUAAGAUAGUUUCUUUGGUUCCUACAAAAAGUAUUGAAGAAAUAAAGCAACAUUUUGAAUAUCUUAUUGAAGAUGUGAGUGCAAUUGAAGCAGGGAAAGUACCACUUCCUAAAUAUAUAAGUGAAGAAACUACUACUACUAAUACUAAUACUAAUACUACAUUAUUAUCAACUUCUACUAAAGAUGAUCAUCACCCUCCUUUUUCUAAGGACCAAAGAGGAAACUCUAAUCAAGGUAAUGGGUAUUCAGCUUUCGGUCCGUCCGCAAUUGGGAGUAGCACAAAAGCUAGCUCAAAGUUAGACCAAGAGCGAAAGAAAGGCAUCCCUUGGACUGAAGAAGAGCACAGGUUAUUUUUGCUGGGACUGGAUAAAUUCGGGAAAGGCGAUUGGAGGAGCAUAUCUAGAAACUUUGUGAUAACAAGAACACCAACACAAGUAGCUAGUCAUGCCCAGAAAUAUUUUAUAAGGCUGAACUCGAUGAAUAGGGAUAGAAGAAGAUCUAGCAUUCAUGACAUUACAAGUGUAAAUGGAGGAGGACUAUCACCAAAUCAAGCACCAAUUACAGGGCAACAAAAUAGUAAUCCUGCUACUCCAGCAGUCGGAACAGCAGCGGCAGCAUCAAAUAAGCAUAGGGCUCCGCCGAAUGUAAAUAUGGCAGCUGCAGGUAUGGGAAUGUACGGCACACAGAUGGGACACCCAGUAAGUGCAGCACCAAUGCCACCUACAGCUCAUCAUAUGGCGUCUGCUGUUGGGACUCCUGUUAUGCUUCCUCCUCCUGGUCACCCUCAUCAUCUUCCCCAUCACCAUCCUCCUCAUUACGCAGUUCCUGUCGCUUAUCCUGUACCACCUCCCCCGAUGCAUCGAUAAUAAACAUAUGCAGAUGAUCAGACCCGAGCACAUCCAUGAAAGACCUUGAUGCGUGAUCGUUCAGGAAUCCAAACUGUGUUGACCGGCAUCUCCUUCAUGGACUUGACAACGUUGGUACAACAACCCUUGUGUUCAUUUUUGGUGUUAUGGUUGUUGCAUCCUACUCAUACAGCCAUCCUCUUCUUCCCUUUCUCCACAUCUUGGAGCAAUUUGGAGGAGAACGAGGUUCUUUAAAUGAUAAUUGGUUACUACCCUUUUACCAUUACAUAAAUUUAGACCAGUAGUGUUCAUUUCCUUUUUCAUGUAAUUCGAAAACUUUUAUGUUAUUCUUGAUCUUGUGAUGAAGAUUUCACCUGUGGCAAUGAUCAAUGAUUCCUUCAA